This is a messenger RNA of Zootermopsis nevadensis, 348 nucleotides long. Its product is annotated as histone H4. Gene Ontology annotation, molecular function: structural constituent of chromatin; DNA binding; protein heterodimerization activity. Lineage: Eukaryota; Metazoa; Arthropoda; Insecta; Blattodea; Termopsidae. The record is from RefSeq and is a predicted model, not a curated record.
AUGACAGGUCGUGGUAAAGGAGGUAAAGGUCUCGGCAAGGGUGGAGCGAAGAGGCACAGGAAAGUUCUUCGUGACAACAUCCAAGGAAUUACUAAGCCUGCGAUUAGGCGUUUGGCUCGGCGUGGUGGUGUAAAGCGAAUAUCGGGCCUCAUUUACGAGGAGACUCGUGGAGUGUUGAAAGUUUUCUUGGAAAAUGUUAUUCGUGAUGCUGUUACAUACACGGAGCAUGCCAAGAGGAAGACUGUCACUGCCAUGGAUGUAGUUUACGCUUUGAAGAGGCAGGGGCGAACAUUGUAUGGGUUUGGAGGUUAAACGGUGUAGGUGACUGACAAAACGGCCCUUUUCAGG